ACAUUUGCGUUUGCAGCGAAAUGAAACACACGAAUGCGCUGUGGCUGUGCUAGUUAACUGUACAUUCCCCUGAAUCAACGUACGUACCAUCUAGAUAGAAGAAGAACAUAACCUUCUCUCACAUCCACAUGCUUUUGGUAAACCUGCUCUUCUUCCCAGUUCCUACCGUCCGGUCUGGUUUUUGUUUUUCUUGCUUAAUUUGUUACACAAUUAGCCAUUGAUAGAUAGCUCUAACAAGUUCCCUCCGAACCCAGACUGCAGUUUGCUAUAAAUACAAUUCCCUUUGGAUGGAUGGAUGGAUGGAUGGAAUCCCUUUUGGUUUCAUCAAUUUUUGUAAUUAGCUAGCUAGAUUGUAUGGUAAUAUUUCUGUCUGUCCGCUCCUGUGUCGCCGAUUAUAUAGCCAUCAUUUUUAUCCUACACACACACAAUACAUAAUUGAGGGCUACUUGGUCUUGCCCCCGGGUAUAGGUUAAGUUGCAGGACAAGUGAUAUAUCGGAUUCGCACUGGUAAAUUGUGAGUUUGAUUCCCGUCUUAUAAAAUGAGACAAAGUUUUACACGCGAACGACCGACGAAAAGCCAAGGACAGUCAUCCCAAGGGCGUCUUUAAUUUCUUCUUCCCCCAACUGCUCGUCCUCGUUCCUCUAUAACUUCUGAUAGGACAGAAUGGCGGCCAUUUUUGUGUUCCUUCUGUUUUUUUAGUUUUGCUCUGAUUUAGCAAAACCAAAUGGGGUCGGGUCCAUUAGUAAUUAACUUGUGUUGGUGGGUGGUAGGACGCAUCCUAAUUCGCUGAAACUAGCUAGUGUUGAGAAGAAUGAUGGAGGAGGAGCGGUCAAGUACGAGGCCCGAAGAGCUGAUUUCUUCAUCUUCCGCGUCGAGCAGUACUAAAGCAUCAGGGGCGGCAUUGUCUGCAAACAAUGAUCAAUUGUUGUCUAGUGAUGGCGAACGUGUAAUUCGAUUGCAGCAGCAGCAGCAGCAAGGAGGGGACAAGUGGAUGGCAUUCGAUCAGCCCAGUAUCAACACUAGUGCUUCCAACAGGCAAUUGGCUUCUCAUGAUGCCGAUGAUGAUGCUGAUGCUCUGAUGAGGACGCAGCAAACGGCAGCAUUAAGCAUACUGGACCAUCGAAGAAGAAGUAGCAAGAGCCUGUCUGAGAGGUACGGCGGUGUGGAAUCAAGUAGGACGUCGGAGGAAUCGGAACCAUCAUCAGCCGGGGGCUUUCCCAGAGUUUCUCAGGAGUUGAAGGAGGCUCUGGCCACUCUGCAGCAAACAUUCGUUGUAUCAGAUGCCACCAAGCCUGAUUGUCCCAUUGUCUACGCCAGCAGUGGGUUUUUCAGCAUGACCGGCUAUUCCUCCAAGGAGAUCAUUGGAAGGAAUUGCCGCUUCCUUCAAGGCCCCGAGACGGAUCAGAAAGAAGUUGCCAAGAUACGGGAUGCGGUGAAAACCGGGAAAAGCUACUGUGGCAGGCUCUUGAACUACAAGAAAGACGGCACUCUUUUCUGGAAUCUUCUUACGGUCACCCCUAUUAAAGACGACAAUGGCAAGGUCAUCAAGUUUAUUGGUAUGCAGGUUGAAGUCAGCAAGUACACUGAAGGUAUAAAUGACAAGGCAUUGCGACCCAACGGACUGCCGAAGUCAUUGAUCCGUUAUGAUGCUCGUCAAAAGGAGGAGGCUUUAGGCUCAAUCACGGAAGUGGUUCAGACUGUGAAGGGUCCACGGUCACUUGUGCAGUCCAUAAAGCACGAGACUUUAGGAAAGCAAGAAGUGGAGGAAUUCAACCUUGAUUACAUUCUGCCUAAACCUGGUGAAACUGAAAAUAUGGGUGCACCUGGUAGAUGGACCCCUCAAUUAUAUUCUAGGACUGAUGUAACUCGUGCAAGUUCUUCCGAGGAGUUUGGGAAAAAAUUCAGAAAAUCAUUACGGAUUUCCUUAAUGGGGUUCAAAGGAAGAUCUUUAAGCUAUGCUGGACAGCAUGAAUGUGAACCAAGUAUUGAGCCAGAGGUUUUGAUGACAAAAGAUAUAGAGCGCUCUGACAGUUGGGGUCGUGCUGAACGAGAAAGGGAUGUACGUCAAGGAAUUGACCUGGCAACCACAUUGGAACGUAUAGAAAAGAAUUUUGUGAUAACAGAUCCUAGACUUCCCGAUAACCCAAUUAUAUUUGCUUCUGAUAGCUUUCUGGAAUUAACAGAGUAUACACGUGAAGAAAUUAUAGGCAGAAACUGUCGAUUUCUUCAAGGUCCUGAAACAGAUCAAGGAACUGUAUCAAAAAUAAGAGAUGCUAUCAGAGAACAAAGGGAAAUCACAGUUCAGUUGAUUAAUUACACUAAAAGUGGGAAGAAAUUCUGGAAUUUAUUCCACUUGCAGCCAAUGCGUGAUCAAAAGGGUGAACUUCAAUACUUCAUUGGUGUUCAACUAGAUGGAAGUGAUCACGUGGAACCCCUAAGAAAUCGCCUUUCAGAAAAAACAGAGCAGCAAAGUGCUAAAAUGGUGAAAGCUACUGCAGAAAAUGUUGAUGAGGCUGUCAGGGAACUUCCUGAUGCUAACUUGAGGCCAGAAGAUUUGUGGGCUAUCCAUUCCAAACCUACCUACCCCAAACCUCACAAAAAGGACAGUACUUCAUGGGCAGCCAUACAAAAGAUCACUUCAAAUGGUGAAAAAAUUGGACUAAAUCAUUUCAGGCCUAUAAGACCUCUGGGAUGUGGAGAUACUGGCAGUGUUCAUUUGGUGGAACUGAAAGGUACUGGUGAACUCUAUGCUAUGAAAGCAAUGGACAAGUCUGUAAUGUUGACGCGCAACAAGGUGCACAGAGCAUGCAUUGAGAGGGAAAUCAUUUCACUGCUGGAUCAUCCGUUCCUUCCAACACUCUACACUUCUUUUCAGACGUCUACACAUGUUUGCUUGAUAACGGACUUUUGUCCUGGAGGAGAGUUAUUUGCCUUACUUGACAAGCAACCCAUGAAAAUUUUUAAAGAGGACUCUGCAAGGUUCUAUGCAGCAGAAGUCGUGAUUGGCUUGGAAUAUCUUCACUGUUUAGGAAUAAUUUACCGGGACCUGAAGCCAGAAAAUUUGCUGCUUCAAAAGGAUGGCCAUGUUGUAUUAACUGACUUUGAUCUGUCAUUUAUGACAUCCUGUAAACCUCAAAUUAUAAAGCAUUAUCUUCCUAAGAAGAGAAGGUCUAGGAGUCAACCACCACCAACUUUUGUUGCAGAACCAAUUACACAAUCAAACUCAUUCGUUGGAACUGAAGAAUACAUUGCUCCGGAGAUCAUCACAGGCGCAGGCCACAGUAGUGCUAUUGAUUGGUGGGCUCUUGGUAUUUUGCUGUAUGAGAUGCUCUAUGGCCGAACACCUUUCAGGGGGAGAAAUAGGCAGAAGACAUUUGCCAACAUCUUGCGCAAAGACCUCACUUUUCCAAGUAGCAUUCCUGUAAGUCUUGCAGCCAGGCAAUUGAUUCAUGCACUGUUAAAUAGAGAUCCUGCAAACCGUUUAGGAUCAACCAGUGGAGCCAAUGAAAUAAAACAGCACCCUUUUUUCCGUGGAAUCAACUGGCCCCUGAUCCGCUGCAUGAGCCCACCACCCCUGGAUGUACCUCUUCAAUUAGUAGGGAAAGACCCAACGGCAGAAGAUUUACAGUGGGAGGACAAGGGAGUGCUAGUUUAUUCCAUGGAAGUUUUCUAGAGGUUUGCACGCACAAUGAUAUCAACAUAGCUCACAGUUAUAGCGUCAAUUAGCCAGUAAUUCGCCAGAGCAAUUGUCCUUUUAUUAUUUAUAUAGUUCCCUAGUAGCAUCGUUUAAAUGGCGGCGCGAAGCCGUUGUGUACGUAUUUGGGUUAUCCCAUCCCAUCGGAGGCUAUGAUAAGCAGCAGCAAGGAACUCACUCAAAAAGUGUCAUAGAACCAAUGAGGUUUUGAUUAUUGAUUUGUGGCGGUAUCAAUCUAUUACCCAUCCAUGUUGUACAUC
Molecule: messenger RNA, 3955 nt
Organism: Diospyros lotus (date-plum)
Lineage: Eukaryota; Viridiplantae; Streptophyta; Magnoliopsida; Ericales; Ebenaceae
Product: phototropin-2
Exons: 22
Coding region: 813-3674 (953 amino acids)
Biological process (GO): protein phosphorylation
Cellular component (GO): nucleus; plasma membrane; cytoplasm
Molecular function (GO): ATP binding; protein serine/threonine kinase activity
Source: RefSeq, a predicted model, not a curated record